This is a messenger RNA of Beauveria bassiana ARSEF 2860, 4227 nucleotides long. Its product is annotated as ABC multidrug transporter. NCBI's taxonomy places the organism in Eukaryota, Fungi, Ascomycota, Sordariomycetes, Hypocreales, Cordycipitaceae. The transcript has 5 exons. Gene Ontology annotation, molecular function: ATP hydrolysis activity; ABC-type transporter activity; ATP binding. Gene Ontology annotation, biological process: transmembrane transport. The record is from RefSeq and is a predicted model, not a curated record. Gene Ontology annotation, cellular component: membrane. The coding region runs from base 1 to 4227 and encodes 1408 amino acids.
AUGGCCACGCCGCACCCCGCCGCCUGGCCCGGCGACGACAGCUUUGGACCACUUCUACCUGGCCAUGGCGACCUGACGCUCGUCUUUGAAAACAUUGUGCUCGCCAUUAUUCCCGCGGCACUGGUCCUGCUCCUCACGCCCCUAUGUCUGCAGCGGGCCUUUCGCGACCGCGGGUCCUGCAGUAUCGCCUGGACCUUUUAUGUAGAAAUUGUCCUGGUCAGCGGUUGCUUUGCCACCGAGCUCCUCGCCACGGACAUCUGGGGUGCAUCGUCGUAUGUACCGCGUUACGCUUCCAAAGCGUCCGCCCUCAUGUGCCUGGCCGCUGUUUGCAUGGGUGCCGUGCUCUUACUCGGACGCAUCCGUGGCCAUUGGCCUGCUCUUCCGAGCGUGUAUGCAGCCACAACUGCGCUGUUUGACCUUGUCAGGAUGCGCUCAUACAUCUUGCGCAAGAUGCGCGUCAUGGCGGCUGUGUGCCUGGCGACCACGCUGAUCAAGGCUCUCUUCGUCACCUUUGGUCGGAUUUCGUAUCAGCUGCAGUCUCGCAGCGCGCUGCUCCGCAGCCAUUCCGUUUUGGACUGGGUCAUUUUGACACUUUCUUUGGGGUUCAAAAAUACGAUUGAUCUGCAGGAUCUACCAGAGCUGGAUCCCCAGUCGAGGUCAGAGGUUCUCUUUCCUCAAUUGCAGGCACACUGGGCCAAAAGAAACCCAAAUUCUCGCCGGCCGUUACUCAAAGCCUGCUUUGAUACACUGCGCUGGGAAUUGGCCAAACUGCUGCCAUGUCGCCUUGCAUCUUUCGGAUUUACAUUUUCGCAGCCCUUUGUAAUUCAAUACGUCUCUUUACUGGUCAAGCAUGGGCAUCUUCCACCUGAUGUUGUUGGCAGGGUUACAAUCAUGACGGCUUUGCUGUUUCUUGGUAUUGCUAUCUCCAAAGGCUACUAUCGACAACUCUGUCAUCGUGUGUCAGCCCUCUUGCGAGGAAUACUCGUUUCGGCAAUUUUUGAAACGUCCUUGCGCCUGGACUGUGAUGUCCUCAGCAGAAACGAGGCAUUCAAGAUCAUGGAUACCGACUUGAUUACUAUUGAAGAAAUGCCGGAGCGAUUUUGCAAUCUCUGCAUCAGCUUUGCCGAGGUUAGCUUUGGCACCUAUCUGCUCUUCAGCUAUGUUGGCCUGUGGUGCUGCCUUGUCCUUGUCCCGGGAGCUUUCGUUGGUUUCGUUGCCGCAAAAAUGGCGUACUCCAAGGCGGCGGCCAAGCAAGCCUGGAGCGACAAGACUGGGCACCGCGUGGCUGUCGCCUCUAGUGCCAUUGCUCAACUCCCUGGCAUAAACGCCAUAGGGCUUGCAUCUGUGGUAGCAUCUCAUAUACAAGAACUACAUGACGCAGAAGUUCAAUGUUCGUUCUACGACAGAAAGCUGCGUGUCGUCACGCAAAUUAUAAACGUGUUUGCUGAGAGCAUCACCCCAAUGCUGGUCCUCAUCGGUUCCAUCUCUUCGCUCGCGUUUCCCAGUGCGCAUUCGGCUUCUGAAGUAUUCGCAAUCAUGUCUCUCGUUUACCUAGUCUCCUGUGCCAUGACCACAAUUCUUCUAGAGGUAUCUCGCCUGGCUAUUACAAUUGCUUGUUUCGACAGCGUUGAGAGAUUUAUGCUGCGCGAGUCCGUCAAGGGCCUGUCCAUGGACUUUGUAAACAAACGCACCGAGACAACUGAAAUUGGCCGGAUAUACUCCUCUUGGCAUUUCCGUACUCCGGAACUAAAAAAAGCCACUCUUUUGCGCCCAACAAGCUCGACUCCGAUCCUGCAAGAUGUCUCCAUUCGGUUUGCUCCUGCCGGCGUCACCAUGGUUUAUGGUAGGGCCGGUUGUGGCAAAUCGUCUCUGAUGAAGGUUCUGCUAGGCGAGAAGCGCUUAGACGGGGGCAUGGUCACCAUGCCGCCUGGGCCUGGCGCCUACUGCAAUGACACGCCUUGGCUCGUUGGCAAGGACAUUCGUGCAACCAUUCUUGCACAGCACGAGUACGUCGAGGAGUGGUAUGAGAGAGUUGCUUGGGCCUGUCUCAUAAGUGAGGCCGAAGAAUGGCCAAACAAAAGGAUGGUACAAGAGGAAGACAACGACUUAGACGUCGGGCAAAAACUGCGUGUGCAGCUGGCCAGAGCAGCCUACGGGAGGCCGAAUCUUCUGAUACUGGAUGAUCCCUGCCGCGGGCUUGACGAAGAGUCUGCCAUGGUCGUCUUGGACCGCCUCUUUGGUCCCGGCGGCGUCAUGCGCCUACUAGGAAUAACCAUCAUCAUCUCUACCAGCAAUCCUGCACACCUUGCACUCGCCGAUGUCGCUUACGAACUAGACGGCCAGGGACACGUCGAAACACUUGAGCGUCCGACUCGAACCUUGAUGACAAGCGUACCUAAAGACGGCCAUCGCUCGCACACCCGUGCAAUGUACGAGCCUGGGGCCUUGCGUCGGGAUGAAACUGGAUCAAAAGAUGCUCCAAACGGUCACGAACAUGACAUUUGGCUGUACUGGUUUCUGGCAGAGUCGGCAGGCUGGAAGGUGACUCUGCUCAGCCUUUUACUACUCAGUUGGACGGCCUUUUCGGAACGACUUUCACCUGUCUAUAUACGCAUAUGGCUUUCCACGGAACCGAACAUGUCGUCAUGCUUUAUAGGCUAUGCAAUCGUGACCAUGUUUCCAACUAUUCUGGCAGUCAUAUCCAUCAGCCUGUUCAACCUCAAAUUCGCCCCAGCAUUGUCCCGCAGUCUGCAUCAGGAUCUGGUCGAGUUUGUAUUUCGCGCGAAAACCGCAUAUCUGUCCAAGACAGACAUUGCCAAUUUGAUCGGCUUCUUCGGCCAAGACAUGUCACUGCUAUCGCACGAUUUGCCAAGAUCUCUACUCGAGGUGGUGCAUCUAGCCACCCUGGUCAUGUGCGACCUUUUCAUCCUCGCCUCGUGCAACAUCUACAUUAUCAGCAUCGUAGCCAUGUUUCCAGCGACGAUUUUUGGCAUGCAACAUCACUAUCUGGGUAUCUAUCGCCGGGUGCAAUCUCUGACCCAAGACGCUGCGGCCCCUCUUCUCGCCCACUUUGAACACACAGCCCAAGGCAUCAUUCACAUUCGAGCCAUGAGGUGGGAAUCUGCUUUUUUGGAGAGAUGCCACAAACUCGUCGAUGAGUCGCUGAGGCUUCAAUAUGCCUUGUAUUGCAUGGAGUGCUGGUUUCAUCUCGUAAUCGACAUGUUUGUUGCUUUCCUGGCCACGAUCUGCAUCGGCACAUCCUUGUGCAUGGCGGAUACAAUGUCUGAAACGUCCAUCGGCCUAACAAUGCUGACCCUGGUCUCGUUUGGGCCCAUACUUUGCCGUCUCUUUGACAAAUGGGUGAAGUUGCAACCAUCUUUGGCAGCGCUGCAUCGACUGAAAGUCGUCGUCGAGGCGGCAAAGAAGAUGACAACAGAAACGACACAAAAACAAGACAAGAGGGACUACAGCGAUUGGAAGACGGUUACAGGGCGUCUCGACCUAUACGCCGUCACGGCGGUCUAUGACGGAAGCUCGACGGAUAGCCAUGUUGUGCGAAACGUUUCACUCCAGCUGCCGAGCGCAGCCAAGCUUGCCAUUAUUGGCCCGCCUGGAAGCGGCAAGUCUGCGCUGCUGCUAUCCAUUCUGACCCUUUUGGACUAUUCGGGUGCCAUUUACAUUGAUGGUACCAAUGUGCAGGCCAUUCCUCCCGAUGUGCUGCGUGCAAGCAUCAUCACGCUCCCGCAAGGCGGCGUCGAGCUGCCCGGAUCGAUUCGUCGAAACAUGGAUCCUUGGGCAACGUCGCAGCACUCGUUUAGCGAUGCCGAGAUUCAUGCGGUAUUGGAACGUGUGGGUCUCGAUGAACUGGUUCAGUCCUGCGGUGGCUUGAGCACCGACUUUGCCUCUGCGAGCCUGUCUCGGGGCGAGAAACAGCUGCUCUUCCUCGCCAGGGCUAUUCUCCGCAAGGAAUACCUGCAGGCACGUCUCGUCUUGGUUGAUGAUGUAACGAGCGGGAUUGAUGACGAGACGGCCGAUCGCAUUCAGGAGAUUAUCGAGACUGUCUUUGCGGACUGUACUGUCGUCAUGGUGACGAGUCGCAAGGGAGCUCUUGUCAACAUGCAGAGAAUCAUUGAGAUGGACGAGGGAAGAAUCGUCAACAUGAUUGACCGUCCGCGAUAUCAAAAGCAGGAAUCAGAGGAUUUUGUGUCUGAGUAUUUAGAAUUUUGA